ACGUGGGCGGGCCUUCACUGACUCCACAGCGCCACUUUUGAGCGCUACAUCGUCAACAACAACAGAAGUUGUCAAACAGUGGCAACGACAACCGAGCGAAGAGAGCCACGACGAUACAGCCUAAGGUCAUAUGUGGAAGGUCAAAGAUGGUUCAAGACGGUGCUCACAUUCGGCGGGGUGGUGCCCAGGACUUCAUGGCAUACUAUGACUUUGCCUGUGCCAGACAGGAGUCAGUCCCUCUCCAGGCUGUUAAGAUGAACCUCGACAAAGGGAUGCUGGACUUCAAUGGAGACAGGGUCAAACUGACAGACUGGCCCCCCAUUCUCAGCUCCAUCUGCAUCAACAAACACCUGCAACACAUUGCAAUAAGUAGCACACAUCAAGCUAGUCUGGCCUCUGGAGACGCAGAUAGAAGGUACUAUAAGUCUAGCUUCAGGAAGAGGAUCCCAGCCAUUCGCUCUAAGGACAUGACUUUUAAGUUGUGCAAGGCCCUGAGAGAGUGUCUGACUGUCUCUUCCAACCUCAAGACUCUGCAACUCAAUGGACUUCCACUGAGAGAGAGGGACCUCAUCACCUUAACAAAGGGUUUUUCAAAGAGUGUUUCCUUGGAAAACCUAUCUCUGGCUAACUGUCCAAUCUCUGAUGAAGGCUUAGAGGUCAUUUGCCAAAGUGUGAAGUAUUCUGCCAGCAUCAGGACGGUAGAUUUUACAGGAUGCAAUCUCACCUGGAGAGGGGCAGAGCAUAUGGCCAACAUCAUCAAGCAUCAGGGAAUGCAGAGGCAUGGUACCGCAUGGGCCGAGUCUCUGAGGUAUCGAAAGCCACAGUUUGAGGGAAUGGGAGGUCUCCGCCGUGUCACCCUGAACUGUAACACUUUGAUAGGGGACCGGGGUGCUGCUGCCCUAGCGCAUGAACUGGCAGAGGACCUGUGGGUUAAAGCUGUGGACCUGCAGAGGUGCGGUCUGUCCAACGAAGGAGCUCGUCGUUUGCUGGAAGCCCUGAAAACUAAUACUGCUCUUUGCGUCCUGGAUAUCCGUAGCAACCCUUUAAUCGACAAGGUCCUGAUUAAAACUAUACUAGAGAAAGUACUGAUGAAUGCUGACGGACAGUCCCCAGAGUACUGCUGGAUCAAGCCUGCAGCCUCAGAGCCACAGAGAGCUUCUGUUCCAAAGAGGCGGGCACUACCCGGCACAGUCAGAGGAAAAACUACAUUUAGGAUAGCUGCUCGUAAAGGAACAUCUCCUGGAGGACGGAGUUCAGGCGAUGCUCAGACACAGAAGCCCUAUUCUCGCUCCGGUUAUGUGCCUUGGCGCGCUGCUGCACGAGCUGAACGCCAGAGAGGUAUGCCUCCUGGAGUUUGUGUGAUAGAUCAAAGCUUUCAGGGUGCAGCUACCGUGAAGGUUACUGUGGAGUCGGGUUCAGAGGGAGAGGAGGAUGAGGAAGAUGAAGAAGUGGUGGUGGAAGUUGAGCAGAGACCACCUUCUCUGAGUCUCCAGGACAGGAUCACCGGGCGGAAGUUUGAACAUAUGCAGAUGGAGCUAAAAGAGUGUCGUCUGAGACUGGCAGAGGAGCGCAGAGCCAGACUGAGGGCUGAGUCAAGGCUCAUGGAGUAUGAGUUGGAGAAUGCCCGUCUGCGUGACACAAACUUCUCCCUGUCGGAGGCGCUUGCAGCCACCGGCUCUGCAUCAGCACCACCUGCUAUCAGUGCUCUUGAAGAUGAAGCGGUCCUGGAGAGCAUUGAGAGCUCAUUUACCAAGUUCCACGCUUUCCUGGAUCUCCUCAAGGAUGCCGGCCUUGGUCAGCUAGCUUCAAUGGCUGGAAUCGACAAGUCAGAUUUCCACCCUCCAGGAAGACCUCAGCUCUCCUCUACAGUAGGACCAUAUUUGAACGGUGCAGCAUCACUGACAGGAGGGGAGCGUGGGGAUGUUCCGGCAAAGACUGACGCGUCGUCUUCAAUAAGGGUAGGCGGCGUCCUGCCUGCUCCCCCUGGUAGACCGGCUGACACCCCAACUCCCAGACCUUCGUCCUCUGUCAGGGAGUUUUUGGGUGAAGACAGGCUUCUAGAUCUGACCUUCAAUCUGGCCUCUGGACCUGCAGGAUACCCUUGUGUUGGUGGAGAAGGGGAACCAGAUAAAUAUUCAAAGCCUGUUAGCCAGCAGGACUCAGGUUCUGAGCGCAGCUUCCGUAGCCAAAAAUACUUUGAUCAGGUUCCCUUCAGUAAAACUUUUCAGACUCCGUCCAGCCACAACAAGAGCAACAACAGCAACUCACACAGAAGCAACGGCUCCAAUGGAUACAGCUACGACAACAGCUACGCUCACAGUCAUUCCUCCCACAGCAGCGGGUCUCAUGGUGGAUUGUCCGUAAGAUCGAGUGUUAGCGACAUUAUGAGUGACAAGUCGGAAUCUGUGGGGUCGGUAGGGUCAAGGAACAGGGGAAAGGGAAGGCUAGUGACAGUCCGUCAGGCAGAGUCAGAGGGGAACACCUAUCCUGGGAGAGAGACUCUGGAGCAGAUGAGGUCUCUGGGAGGGCAGUCAGAUGAUGAAUCAUUCUGAAUCAUCCACUAGAGAAAUAGGAAUCUUAGUGCCUUCUCUGUAUAGCUAUUUCUGUUACUUCCUCUUUUUGAACUAUAGAUUUAUUUUGAAAUCUGUGGAAGAAGCAAGACCAGAAGUCUUAGCUUGAGAAGUCACUUAAACACCUUGUUGCAUCGAGCCAAAGCACAGAUAGAGUUGAUUAUCCUACUUUUUUUUUUUUUUAUUAUUAUUAUUUGAGUUAAGGAUUGAGACAAUGUGUCAAAAGAAAAGCCAUGCAAUGUAUAUUUUUGUAGUUUUGUAUUUUUCUAGUUUUGCAGACAGAAAACUUUUAUUCAGUUAAGUAUGGUAGUAGACAUAAAGGAUUUAAAGAUAACCCCACCACCAAUCAAGUCUCAAUUUAUAUUUGCAAAUCAAGUUAUCUCCAAUGUGAUCCUGUUUCAUGUGGGAACUCAUCAAACCUCAGAGAUAAAGAAUCCCAUUUUAUGGAAGCUUUUAGAAGAAAAAAAAGAAACCGCUUUGUUCAUGUGUACUGUUACUCUUUUUAUGACUGUUUGAUGCGAUGUUGUUUUAAGAAAUAUUUGAUAGAUGUGUAAUUUGUCAAUUCGCAUACAUUUCAGUAGGUUAUUCUACUGUUCCUAAUAUUUUUAAAUAAACAUGUUAAGCAAUGCACCUUAUCAGUUGGUGGAAUUGUGCCAGGAAACACUCUGGACCUGUGUCUGCUAGCUUUCCAGAUGCAUCUGCUGUUUGUUUGUUUUAUUUUGGCAGAGAAUGAACAUCAGUUCCCUUAAGAGGACCACAAUUCUUGUUUACUACAUUUUGUUGUUUAAGUUCUCUUUUGGUGCAGUGUCCUGAGAAAUGAAGAAAUGGGACCAAGGCAUGAUUUUUGUGGGCUAGAGCAGGACACAGUGUUCUGUUUGAGUAUGCUUGUUAUCCAAGUGAUUACAAGUGAGCACCGGU
Messenger RNA from Anoplopoma fimbria (sablefish), 3488 nucleotides. RefSeq names its product centrosomal protein 78 (gene cep78). Lineage: Eukaryota; Metazoa; Chordata; Actinopteri; Perciformes; Anoplopomatidae. Gene Ontology annotation, cellular component: centrosome. Gene Ontology annotation, molecular function: protein binding. The coding region runs from base 147 to 2552 and encodes 801 amino acids. The transcript is spliced from 16 exons. The record is from RefSeq and is a predicted model, not a curated record.